Molecule: messenger RNA, 1697 nt
Organism: Erinaceus europaeus (western European hedgehog)
Lineage: Eukaryota; Metazoa; Chordata; Mammalia; Eulipotyphla; Erinaceidae
Gene: BRD3OS
Product: BRD3 opposite strand
Exons: 3
Coding region: 630-881 (83 amino acids)
Source: RefSeq, a predicted model, not a curated record
UGCGAGCGGACAGUGGCGGACUUGCGGGGCGAUGGGAGGGCCUGGGCGGGCGCUGGAGGAGUUCCGUGCUUGGACUGGAAGAGGAUGCCUGGAAGAGGGUGCGGCAUAGUCUUGGGGAAGAGUCCCAGAUCAGCACAAUAGCAACUGAUGCACUGGCCCCAAAUCCCAGCAUGCUGUGCUGAAAGCCAGUCCUGGAGACUGCUGUCCACUUCGGUCCCCUUGCAUAAUGUCCUUGUAUCCAGGGUACCAGAGGCAUCUUACCAGGUGGUGGAGUCAGAAUUGUUCCAGACAUCUGACACCUCCUGAGGCGGGUUCUUCUCCAGUCAUUCCACACCUGAUGAAGCGAUGAACUACACAGGACUGUCAUCAGGGAAUUCUGGGCCCCGACUGCCACUCUGAGAGCCCCUUCUCACAGCUCUUAGAUGGCUUUCCAGAAUGUUCUGAAGUGCCGCCUCUCAGGUCCCCUUGUCAUCCUAAGGGCCUUGCCUAUGAAUGACCUGAGUGCCUCAUUUCUACCCUUAAGUAAGACACCUUCCAUCCCAGCUUCAGAGAAACUUGUGAGUUUUGUGUAGAAGGUUGGUACCAUCCACCAGGGAAGCUGAGUUUGGAACAGGAGGCUCCAGCCAGCAAUGAGCGGCCGUGCCCCACUGGCAGAGAAAGCCCUUUCUGAGAGAUAUGCCCGCUGCCGCUACAGAGACACCUCCUUGCUCAUCUGGCAGCAGCAGCAGCAGAAGCUGGAGUUGGUACCCCCUGGCACCUACCUGAGCCGGAGCCGGAGCAUGUGGUACUCCCAGUAUGGAAACGAGGCCAUCCUGGUCCGGGACAGAAACAAGCUGGAGGCCCGGGACACAGGUCGGUCUAAGUUCUGCACAAUUAUGUAAUCCCAGUGUGAAACCCGAGCUGUACAGAAAACCAGUUAUGUUUCAUUCAGCUGUCUUGUCCUGCACAACAGGGAGAAGUGUGUAGUGUAGUAACAGUGACAAUUGAGCCACAUGGUAAGGUCCCGAGGCUCUUAGGCUCCCAGGCGCAGCUCCCAGCCCUUCUCACACCAGCUACAGCUACAUCCUGGGAGCCAUUCUCAUCCUCCAGGCCAGGCUGGGACUCAGGCAAAUGCUGCUUUUCUGCUGCGGUGCCAAAUAAGCAAGCAGGAAUAACUUCCUUGUCACAAACCCCCUCUUCACCUCUGUAUGGGUUGUUUGCAGUAUUCUCACUAGCUGGGCAAGAGUGAGCCACGUCUAGAGAAAAGGUGAAGGGGUCAGUGGCAUAGAGGCUCAGCUGGACUUCAGGAGCCAGCAGCAGUGGGGAGGAACUCCACUGGGCUUUCAUUUUGAGUCCAGUUACCAAAAUGGUCAUCACCUCUCAUAUACCGUGGGGACUUUCAGACACUUCAGACUCAUGGACAAGGACAUCAAGAAAAGGCUAGUGAAAGCAAACAGUGCUUUUUACAUCCCGUUAGUUGAUGGGUGUGGUUUUGAAUGGAACCAUGGGGCUGAAAAAAGGCAGUCUUGGUGGCUGGUGUCCUGACCUCUCUGUAAGCUGUGCGUUGGUGCCCACCAGGGUGGGUAACGUUUGAGUCAUUUUAACAGGAUUUGCCAUUUGCUGUCAUUGGUCUUUGCGGCCAUGUGAAUGUGGAAAUGGCUUUUGUCCAAGCUGAGCUUUCUUUUCUAAAUAAAUACCCUUUAGGACUCUUCUGUCUA